Molecule: messenger RNA, 1338 nt
Organism: Corylus avellana
Lineage: Eukaryota; Viridiplantae; Streptophyta; Magnoliopsida; Fagales; Betulaceae
Source: RefSeq, a predicted model, not a curated record
AUGGCUAUAUCAGAAAAAUAUAAUGAGGGGAAUAGAAGGGUUAAGAGCUCACUUUACAUAUUGCUUCAACAGCAGGCAUAUACAAAUUCGUUGCCCAGCACUUUGUUGGCUUCAACUGUCCAGAAUUCAAGGGAGGAUCUUUCAUACUCACCCUUUCCUGUGACACAAUCAAUGCCCACAAAAUACAGCAAUGUGGCUUCUUCUAUCAGUGGUCCUACCAUUUCCAUGCAAGAGGCUUUGGGCGCUGGUAAUAUUUCUACACCUCAGCCUCCUCCACAGAGCCUGCCUGGUGCCAGCGUUGCCACAGGACCUGCUAUUCCGCAACACCUUGCUGUGCACCCGUAUUCCCAACCUAAUCUUCCUUUGGGACAUUUUGCCAACAUGAUCGGCUAUCCAUUUUUGCCUCCUCAGAGCUACACAUACAUGCCCUCGGCUUUCCAGCAGCCGUUUGCUGGUAACAGCACAUACCAUCAGUCUCUGGCAGCAGUGCUACCACAAUAUAAAAACAGUGUUUCUGUCAGUAGUUUGCCUCAAUCUGGUGCUAUUGCCUCUGGAUAUGCAUUUGGGAGUUCAACCAGCAUUCCUGGAGGAAACUUUCCUCUGAAUGCACCCGCUGCACCUACCGGCACAACUGUUGGCUAUGAUGAUAUUAUAAGUUCUCAGUACAAGGACAGUAAUCAUUUGAUCUCGCUUCAGCAGAAUGAGAAUUCAGCCAUGUGGGUUCAUGGGCCUGGUUCACGAACAGUUUCUGCACUUCCGAGCACAUAUUACAGCUUCCAGGGGCAGAAUCAACAGGCUAGCGGGUACCGGCAAGGUCAGCAGCAAUCGCAGCAUUUUGGUGCUCUUGGGUACCCAAAUUUCUAUCAUUCUCAAACUGGGUUAUCAAUGGAACAUCAGCAGCAAAAUCCUAGGGAUGCAUCCCUUGGUGGAUCUCAAGGCCAACAAUCAAAGCAGUCUCAACAGAUAUGGCAAAACAACUACUAAUCUCAGUCACCUCCCGGUUUUUCAGGGUCUUGUAGUGAGUGUGAAAGUGGCCAUUCAUAGGCAUUCUGCAGUCUAAUAAUCUCUCAUAUGUUUCAUUGAUUGGUCUGAAGAGACCUUGACUGGCUGCUGCCCUGUGCCACCGAGGUUGUAUUCUACACAUUUAUGUCCUGUUAUGUUUAACCUAGGAACACGUGUGCUAAUUUGAGUUUAGUGGACAACGCCGAUUCUCUCUUUCACUGUUUUUCUUAUUCUCUCAUUGUACUUGAAAGUUGUUUUUGGUUUGGUUGGAGAGUCCUAGCUAACUUUGUUAUCUCUAUCCUUACUAACCGAUAACCGAUUGCCUGUUUUGUGUAA